AUGGCAGCAGAGCUGCGGUUCUUCCUGGAAGGUGGUCCGUUUGGCUCCAGGAAGCAGGCGUUCCAUUUGAAGGGGGAUGGCUCCUACAUAGAAAUCGGCCGAGCAAAGCAAUGCCAGGUGCGGAUGUUGCAGACUGGGGUGUCCUUCAACCAUUGCAAACUGAUUCUGCACAAAAAAGGCUCAGACAUCAUCCUUAAGAUCCAUGACAGCUCCAGAAAUGGCACUGGAGUUCGGAGCUAUCGUCAUUCAAAAUCUGACAAGGAUUACAAGGAAAUGCACAAAGGAGACGAAGAGGUUUUGCAGCAUGGCGCGCAGAUCUUACUGCCUUUCCGUGAGAAGGCCAAAGAGACGGACACGCGCACAGUCUUAACCAUUCUCUUUGACCUUCCAGACGCCUAUGACCCAUCUACCAACCGUGGACGGUGGAUCUAUCAGGAGAAACUAGGAGAAGGUGGCCUGGCGACCGUGUAUAAAGCACGGGAUGUCAAAGGAAAUCUUGGACAAGUGGCAAUAAAGAUCUCAAAGUUCAAAGGGCUGCCGGCAGUGCAUACGCAGAACCGCCACAUCUACGCUCUGCACCGGGAAGCUCAGUGGUCCCUGCAAUGCCUUCACAAUGAGAAGGACCAAUCGUACAAUGCCAGAGGUGCCAGUUUCUUUGUACGAUAUUACGAGGACCACACGGGUUUUGAACACUACUUGGACACUUUCGAUGACUUUGAUGAAGAACGAUCGUACUUUGAAGAUUCACACUUUGCGUGGAAUGAAUACAGCUUUGACAAGAAGGCCAGUGAGCCGUAUGUCGUCAUGGAGCUGAUGGAGACCAACGCCAAAUUGUUGCAGGCUGCGAUUGAUGGAAGCCCUCCAUUGAACCUGCUGGAAAAGAGGAUUAUUCUCAGGCAGUGUGUGGAGAGCCUGCAUUACAUGACCAAGUUCAAUGUGAUCCACCGCGACUUCAGAGGUUGCAAUAUCUUCCUCCAGAAUCGUGGUAACAAGUGCCACGUGAAAGUCAUCGACCUGGGCUUCAUGAUCUCAGUCGAGGAUGAGCAGAAUAGAAACAAGAACAUUGCAGUCCGAUGUGCUUGGAAAGGGCAGGACCCGAACAAGGUCCGCUUUGAUUGGUCGCCACCAGAAGUUCGAACACAGGCAGCCGUGUGCUGCAACUUUGGAAUGCCCGCCACCUCGUUUGAUGUGUUUUCUUUGGGUGUCCUGACCAUGAAGCUGCUCAAAGGCCGCAGCUGGACGCAGGAAGUCCUGAACGGCCAAGAGAUCCCGCAGAAGCUGAGCACGCUGGCAGUGCAGGUGGAGGAAUUGGGGUUGGCCUCAGACCUUUUCGUCAGAAUGCUGGACCAUGAGGACCCCAGUAACAGGCCGACGCCCAAGGAGUUGCAGGACGCCUUGGCUGCCACAAAGUCUCCUCAAAACUCACCGGUGAAACCGAAUCCAAAACCCGCGCCGAAGAGCAUCACCAAUCCGCAGGAACGACAAAACCAUAUUUGCAAGCAAAUCAAGGAACAGAUGCUGAAACAGCAGCAGGAACUCGAGAAGCGAACGCAACAAGAGAUUGAGGAGUUGGAAUUCCGGGAAAUCACCGAGGCGGAGAUGCACUGCGAGCUGCAAAGGCUCAAGCAGCGUUGGCAUCUCACUCGUGAGGAGCAGAAGGAAUGGCUAAGAGAGCAGGACGAGGAGAAUCGCCGGCUCCGUUUGCAAAAGAAAAUCAAGCAACAGCGAGUCUUGAGGCAAGAGGAACUACGACAGUCCGCAGCAAAGCGGCUUGAAAGAGGUGCCUUUAUGAUGACGCUGGGUGAACCACUGACUCCACCAAGCCCAAUUGAGAUCCCAGCUCGGCCUUCACUGCUGAAACGCCCCCGUGGCUCAGCCGCUCCCCUGAGCUCAUCACCUUCGCCCACGGCGGCCAAAGCGAUUCGCCCUCUGCCCGCGCCAGUUCCACCGAGCACUUCGGUGAUUCAGAUUGAAGAGCCCCCAGAGCCCCCAGAGCCCGCUGAGCCCGCAGAGCCCGAACCGAAGCGCCGCAAAGUCCGUGCGCCGUGGCCUUAG
Messenger RNA from Durusdinium trenchii, 2055 nucleotides. The record is from the annotation of a GenBank genome assembly. Lineage: Eukaryota; Dinophyceae; Suessiales; Symbiodiniaceae.